UUUUGUAUUCACUGCAAUAAGUGCAUCAUUACUUUUAAUUACUUGUACACAGAAGUCAAUGAAUUUGUCAUGCUAUGAUCAAAAGUUAAUGUUAAAAUACAUUAUAUAUUUUCAUAGAUUGUUUUACUAUUUAUGCUUACAAACAUCAUUAAAUUGAAAACUUACAUCAUUUGAUAUCACUGAACAUUAAAAUAUACUAGUUACACUGAAAUAAACAAACACAGAUUUAUCAUUAUAUUAUUACAAAAGUCAUUAAUUCAAUUUAAUUGACGAUUCAGACUUUCUCUAUUAUUAUCUAAAUCAUACAAAUUGACAUUAAAACGUCGAUAAAAUAUGUUGUCUCUGUCAUAUUAUUAUUCAGUAUGAUUUUGCAGGAUUGUUAAGGCUUAAUUGGCCCUCUUUUAAAAGCGCAUUCAAUGCGCUCUUCAGCUUUAAUAUUUGUGCAAAGAUGCUCGGAACUUAGUCUAUCUUUAUUCUGAACACUGGCACCAGAAUUUCGGAUAUUUAGAGUGAUAUGAAUUCGUCUUAUAUAUUUUGGAACUGUUUUCGAAACUGAAGAAAUCACAACAUUACAUAGUGACAAAUGAUUAUAAAUGGGAGGGGAUGUUUUUCAAAUUUGAAAACUAAUAAGCUUCAGUUUUUAUAGUAUUAUUUCAAAGAAGAUCUAGCGGCGAGGAAUUGGAUUAUCUUCAAGUGAGCUUCUGUAUUCAAUAUAUAGAACAGUGUAUAAGUACAAAAAUGCACCGGACUCGGAUUAAAAAUGAUUGUAAGGAAUUUAUCAACAAAAAUGGUCUCUGCACUGAGGGUCAAGGUCACGGACAAGAUGCAGACGACAACGGAAACCACGCAGUCACAGUUGAGCUCGAACCUAGGACUUCCCGUGAGUACAAUGACUACACAGGGAUGGAAAUUUACCGCCAGUUGAGGCCACUGCUUAUAUGUAUGCGAAUGUUUGGCCUGUUCUUUAAACGGACUACUUUUCGAGGCCGUAACAACAAACCGCAAAUGGAAGUUAUUGUACUGUAUUGUUUUAUCGUUAAUUUUCUAAUGGUGAUGAACGUUCUAAGGUCAUUUACUGUCUACAGAGUCGCGGAUGAAUUUGACAAUGUUCUUGUACAGAGAUUGCUUUUCACAAUAUGGAGCACUGAAUGUACGUUUAAAGGCCUUUUACUGAUGUGGAACUGUUACAAACAAAAUGGCCUCCCAAAGUUUUUCCACGAAUGGGACAACACAUGCGGUAAUGUCAAACUUAACAAAAUGUGCCGUUUCAUGAUGAAGAAAUUUCUGUUUCUUACGUUUAUAUUUAUAAUUUUCAAUUCGGUCGUGUUUUCUCUAAUCCUCGUAUACGUACCGAUAUUGAAAAACAUUUACCUUGAAGUGGUUUGGAAAAAUGCCGUGAUGUAUGAAGACCAUGCUAUUUUUAAAACCAUACUUGGGAUUCUGGCUGUGUUGAAUUCAUCCUCCUCAAUGUUUCCGGUGUCCUUGUUUGUUGUUUUAUCGUUUGCUGUCGGUGAGCAGUUAAAGAAAUUCACCGACGACCUUGCCACUGCAAUCGCCGAUGAUGAUUUUAAUGGAAGAAUAGAGGACUUCCGGUUACGUCAUCAAAGUUUGGUGACUCUGGUUGACAUUUUGGACCGCAUAUUCGCACCUAUGAUUGCUGCAGUAUUUAUUGCGAAUAUUCCAAUGUUUUGUCUGGUUUUAUACACAAUGGUGACGACAAUUGAUAUUCAUAUAUCUUUAGUGCUGAUAAACCUUUUCUGGCUGUGCUUUAUUCUCCUGCAGAUGACGAUCGUGUCGGUGACAGCAGCUUGGGUUAAUGGCAAGGCACAUUCUCCCUUAGAUCACAUUUACAGUAUUCGAUUCUCGGCAACAUCAAACGAUGUACAAUUACAAAUGUUGCUAUUUUUAAACCGUUUGACGGGCACUCAGAUUGGACUUACAGCCAUGAAAAUGUUUGUGAUAGAUAAGCCUACCAUUCUGACAGUUGCAGGCAUGAUGGUCACGUACUUUGUUCUUCUGAUACAGUUUAAGAUGCCGGUGUCUGCAGACUGCCAUUGUAACAUGACUGGGACAGUUUUCUUGAACAAUGCCACAUUAAUUGUGUCACAAAUAUCUUGAUGUGUCACACAGAA
Messenger RNA from Ruditapes philippinarum (Manila clam), 2132 nucleotides. RefSeq lists its product as uncharacterized. Lineage: Eukaryota; Metazoa; Mollusca; Bivalvia; Venerida; Veneridae. The record is from RefSeq and is a predicted model, not a curated record. Gene Ontology annotation, biological process: sensory perception of taste. The transcript is spliced from 4 exons. Bases 739 to 2118 code for a protein of 459 amino acids. Gene Ontology annotation, cellular component: membrane.